Messenger RNA from Cyprinodon variegatus (sheepshead minnow), 1601 nucleotides. RefSeq names its product zinc finger protein 764-like. Lineage: Eukaryota; Metazoa; Chordata; Actinopteri; Cyprinodontiformes; Cyprinodontidae. The record is from RefSeq and is a predicted model, not a curated record. The transcript is spliced from 2 exons. The coding region runs from base 36 to 1385 and encodes 449 amino acids. Gene Ontology annotation, biological process: attachment of mitotic spindle microtubules to kinetochore.
GAUGAAUAACUUCCUUCUGAUGUCUCCCAGCACCGAUGUCCGUCCUCAUCCACACUAGAGGGGAAGCAGGCGGAGGGGUAGCCGCCCACCUCCGCUGCUCCCACUGUGGCCACCUGUCCAAGAGCCACGCCCAGCAGCUGUCUCACCUGGCGGCGUCCCACCCCGCCUGCCUGGACGACGUGGCGGUGGGCCGCCUGGGCAACAUCCUGAUGUACCAGAGCAGUGCGCGGCUCUUCCACUGCUCGGAGUGCUUCCACACCAGCCGUGACUUCACCAAAGUCUACAAGCACAUCAUCUCCCGUCACUGCAUGGUGGAUAGGGAGGGGGGAGGAGGAGGAGGAGGCGAGGAGGGAGAAGAGGAGGCUCCUGAAGGGAAGGGAAGCGGAGAAGAGAAGGACGAGAAGAAUGAGUGUAAAAACAAGCUGAGCAUUAAGGUGGAGGUGAAGGAAGAGAAUGGAGAGAAGAAAGACCCGGAAGAAAACCAAAACAUUACGAGUCCGAAAAGGAGGAGGAGCCAUGAGGAAGAGGAGGAUGAGGAUGCUCCUGAAAGUAAAAAAAGCUGCGAGGAUGAUGGGAAGGAGGAAGAUGGAGAGAAAGAAGAAAAAGAGGGAGAGACGGGCGGCCCCGAAGGAGUGAGGAGCGGUGAAGGUGAUGAAGAGGAGGAGAAGCAGAGUGGGGCUCCUGCGGGAGUGACCCCCACAGAUGAAGAGAAGAAGUGCGUCCUGAUGUACGAUGGCGUCCUGUUCCACUGCAAGAUCUGCGGCUGGAGCCACAAGCAGAAGUCGGUCUCCGUCAGCCACAUCGUGCGCAAACACGAGAUCCCCAAAACCUACGCCACCCACGCCCUGACCAAGAGCCGGGAGGUGCAGCUGGGCGUGGCCGAGGAGGAGGAGGGGGCGGGGCUGAGCGACGAGCUGUUGAUGGAGGAGAAGAAGGCGACGGAAAAGUGGGUGGGCUUCGUCUCCCACCGCUUCGUCUGCCUGGUCUGCAACUGGAGGAGCAAACUGAAAGGGUUCGUCCUCACGCACCUGGAGCGCUACCACGACGUGGAGCGUCCCUACAGCUGCAAGGACUGCUCCCAAACCUUCUUCCUGCCCAGCCGGCUGCAGCAGCACGUCCGCACCGUCCACCGACCCGGACGCUACGCCUGCCCCUUCUGCUGCUUCCGCUCAGAGUACCUGGGAGGCUUCAGGAGGCACUGCAGCCGCUGCAAUGCCCGCGAAGGGGAGGUGGGCCAGCCGGCGGGAGGGGGAGGAAGAGGGGAGCUGGAGGAGAAGAUGGAGGAGGAGCAGGAGGACAGGAAGGAGACGAGGGGGACGAGAAGGCGCAGGAGCUUAGGGAUGCCGGUGGAAGAGGAAGAGCUGGAGGAUGAGGACGAUGAUUAACCAGUUUAACGGGACCUUUUUAAUUUUAACUGGAGAGCAGUAAAAUAUGAACAGAUCUUUGAAAAGAUUUUAUUGAACCCAAACAUAGAAAAAAUCUGCAAAAAAAAAAAAAACAGAGCUUUAUAGAAACCAGCAACCUUCAAACCCAAAAGUUCAUCAAAAUCAUCACGCUGGCCUCAUCUUACAUCCUACAACAUUUAUAUUUAAAAAAAAAAA